Oppia nitens is the source of this 867-nucleotide messenger RNA. RefSeq names its product CDP-diacylglycerol--inositol 3-phosphatidyltransferase-like (gene Pis). Gene Ontology annotation, cellular component: Golgi apparatus; membrane. The transcript is spliced from 4 exons. Gene Ontology annotation, biological process: phosphatidylinositol biosynthetic process. The record is from RefSeq and is a predicted model, not a curated record. The coding region runs from base 152 to 817 and encodes 221 amino acids. Gene Ontology annotation, molecular function: CDP-diacylglycerol-inositol 3-phosphatidyltransferase activity. Lineage: Eukaryota; Metazoa; Arthropoda; Arachnida; Sarcoptiformes; Oppiidae.
AUACAAUUGUGUAAACAAUACAACAAAUCAAUACAUAAUAAACACAUAAUAUAUUCUGAUCCACACAACAACAACAACAAAAAAUCAUCGGUAAAAGUGGUCACAAACUAUUAACCGAUAAACCAAAACCAAACCAACAAACAAACAAAAAAUGUCGGAAAAUAUCUUCCUAUUUGUUCCCAAUUUGAUUGGAUUCGCUCGUAUAGUCUUAGCCCUCGUAUCGUUCGCACUGAUGGUCGACCACUAUCUGUUGGCCACUUGUUUCUACGUAACGUCGGCAUUGUUGGACGCUUUUGACGGUAUGGCCGCCCGCCGAUAUAAUCAGUCGACACGAUUCGGUGCUAUGUUAGACCAACUGACCGACCGGUGCGCUACAAUGGCACUGAUCCAAGUAUUGACCGUAUUUUAUCCGAAAUACAUGUUUCUGUUUCAACUAUCGCUGAUCAUCGAUAUAUCCUGUCAUUGGAUUCAUCUGCAAACGAGUACAAUGUUGGGCAAGACGUCCCAUAAGACCAUAUCGUUGGACGAAAAUCCUGUAAUGCGUUUGUAUUACACCAAUCGAUCGGUACUGUUCUUCAUGUGUGCCGGCAAUGAGCUCUUCUAUUCCGCUCUGUAUUUCCUUCACUUCACUAGUGGACCAUUGAUUCCCUAUCUGAACAUUUCGAUUGUACCGCUACUGGUCUGGGUGUCGGCACCGAUAGCAUUGAUCAAAACAGGUAUCAGUCUAUUGCAUGGUGUUAUGGCUGCCAUGAAUUUGGCAAAUCUUGAUCUUAUUGAACGCCAAGAACAAGGAAUCAGUCCGAAGAAGGAUAACUAAUAUAUACAAACAAACAUAAAAAAAAUCUAAUCAUAUAUUUAUAUAUAAAC